This is a messenger RNA of Saccostrea echinata, 516 nucleotides long. Its product is annotated as putative nuclease HARBI1. The transcript has 2 exons. The coding region runs from base 1 to 516 and encodes 171 amino acids. The record is from RefSeq and is a predicted model, not a curated record. NCBI's taxonomy places the organism in Eukaryota, Metazoa, Mollusca, Bivalvia, Ostreida, Ostreidae.
AUGGUUUGUGAUCCUAAUUUUAGAAUAACAUCUUUGUGCGCCAGGUGGCCUGGCAGUACUCAUGACUCCAGGAUAUGGAAAAAUUCAACUUUAUUCCAAAUGUUUGAAAAUAGAGCCCAUGAUGGUCUUCUUUUAGGAGAUUCUGGCUACCCUCUAUCAAAGCACUUGAUGACCCCAUAUUUGACCACACAGGCACAGGCUGAAGAAAGAUUCAAUGAAAGUCUCUGCCGAACCCGUGUUCUCAUUGAACAAACAUUUGGGAUCCUUAAGAGAAAGUUUCAAGCUCUUCACUUUGGAAUAAGAUCUACACCAGAGCAAGCAGUUGUAUACAUAACUGCAUGCAGUAUCCUGCAUAACAUUGGGAUAGAAAGGGGAGACACUAUAGUGUCCAGUGAUUGCAGGGAUAUUAACAUUAGAAACUGUCUGCAGCAAAUUGUGAAUGCCAAUGGCCCUGUUCCCCCUGCAAGAAACGAGGGUAUUUCCAAACGGAUUGCCAUCACCAAUGGUUUCUUUUAA